Molecule: messenger RNA, 501 nt
Organism: Protopolystoma xenopodis
Lineage: Eukaryota; Metazoa; Platyhelminthes; Monogenea; Polystomatidea; Polystomatidae
Source: the annotation of a GenBank genome assembly
AUGGCUCAAUUCUAUUUGGGUCCGGUUAUGCUGCCCUACGACAAUAUGUUUUCUGGCGAGUUAUGCUCCUAUCCGGAAUGCCAAACUCUCGUCAGGCUGACGAAAGUCGAGGUCAAUUUGGGCCCAGUUCGUCUUCUUGAUAGACGCCGUCAGUCUUUCUGGCCACUCCGACCGCAGUCACACUCUCUUGCGGCAAACCAACCUCUUUUCCAAGCCGCCCCUUGGCGUCCUGGCACCCUGAGACCUCGUGACCUCUUCACUUUUCUAUGGUACCCCGUUCUAUGUCUACCGGUCAGCCCUUCUCAACACUUCGCCCAAAAAGUCGCCUGCUUUUCGGCCAGCUCCAACACCUCACGCCCCAGCUGCCUCCAGUCGCCUAAGCCAGCCGACCAGUCCUGUCCGCCCAGUCAACAACACGGCCAAGAAUGCAGCUGUAGAUCGCAAGACGUUUCCAAUUGCCAUGUGUUUUCCCAGGCGUUUCACUUUUUUCAAUCAGUUUAG